AUGUCUGUGGAAUUAGUGGCGUUGACGGAGUACUGCUUGCAAGAUGGUCGCAUUGGAAUGGAAAACACAUUAAGACAAUCUUUCGUGAGAAACCUUUAUUUUUAAUUAGUUAUCGCGGGGAUUUACAGGAGCUAACAUUCACACGUGAAAACGCACAAGUUGUUACAGGUCUGCAAACAAGUUGUUACAAAUCUGUUCACAAGCUGUCUUGUUGUAACAAGUUUGGAACAAUCAGUUAACAACUUGUAACAAGCUUGAUGACAAUAUCAGACUUGUUACAAGGUUGUUCUAACAAGUCUGAUACAGUUAUGAUAUAACAAGAAUGUUACAAGGUUGACGACACAAGGUUGUAACAAUAUUGUUAUAUCAUGACUGUAUCGGACUUGAACAACAUUGCAACAAGUCUGAUAAUAUCAACAAGGUUGUUACAAGUUGUUAACAGCUUGUUCCAAACUCGUUGACAACUUGGGACAAGCAGUGCGAACACAACUUGUUGACGGCUUGUUAGCAGACUUGCUACAAGAUGUGAGAGUUUUACGUGUGUAUAAAAGCCUUGUUAUCACAUAUGAUUGAGGCGAAAUGUUAAACAGACAAUAGACAACUUGCAUGUUAGACUAAUUUUUGAUCUAGGCAAAAAAAGUAAAUUCCCGUGAAGAACUUAUUAAAAUUAGUAAAAUUGCAAAAUUCGGUUACGAAAUGUUGUGAAAUACGAAAAUAUAUAGCCUUGCGAAGUUUGCAUAUUUUGUAUAUGUUUGUAUCACGUGCGGAAAUUGUUACCAUUUCUGAGCCGAAAAUGGUAACAAUUUCCGCACGUAAUACAAAGGACUUAAUUUGGGACUUUAUUAGUCCUGUUGUCUGUGCCUUCAAUUUCUUAUUGUAAAACUAAUAAAAAAAAAAACAACAAAAAAAAACAUAUAUAAAAUUUGCAAACUUUGCAAGGCUAUAUUUUCCAAGCUUUACAACAUUUCGCAACCAAAUUUUGCAAUUUUACUAAUUUCAUUAUGUUCUUUUUAGCUGUGGUGUUUGAUCCCCUUCUAUUUACUUAGAUUAAAAUUUAAUCUAACAUGCAAGUUGUCCAUUGCGUAUUGCAAGGUGAAAGACACUUCUAACAUUUCUUAUAUAUUUUUAGGGUUCCUCGCCAACGAUUGCCGCCCUAGAUCCCAACGUGCGUAGUAUGGUUAUAGACGCUAUGUGGGCGUGUAUACAAGACUUGAGGAACGAUGUCAAUGUGAGGGAAUCUGCCCUCAUGCCAUUUGUCGUUAGAAAGGAAAAACGAAAAGCGAAAAAGACUGAAUCACCUUCGCCAAAAAUGGAAAGAAAA
Molecule: messenger RNA, 1321 nt
Organism: Paramuricea clavata
Lineage: Eukaryota; Metazoa; Cnidaria; Anthozoa; Malacalcyonacea; Plexauridae
Source: the annotation of a GenBank genome assembly